UUAUAAAUAUUUUUAAAAGGGACUCGUUGUGUCUUUCUUCCGAUCUUUAUUCACGCGCCUUAGUUCAAUAAAUCAAACAGAAGUUUGACUUUCCGGACACUCUCUCUAAAACCCAGGGCCACUGAAUUGCAGUAUAACUGAAUUGCAGUAUCUUGGCUGAAUUGAAACGGUAUUCCAAUCACAAAUCAUAAUCACUGAAUUGCAGUAUCUUGGCUAUCAGUGAUAACACUUACGCAGCUCUCUCAGUUUUUCAUCAUGAAGUUUGAAGUAUUCAUUUUCGCUCCAUUUCUACUCGUGACCGACACCGGACGUUAUCUUUACAAUAAAUCUUUAGAUGUCGGACAGAUACUGCAGGAAGCCCAGCACCGCUGGUUUCGGCCGGAUGAAAUCUGUGAAAUCUUGCGCAAUCAUCAAAAGUUCGGCUUGACUCCACAGCCUCCCCUCAGACCUCCAGGCGGUUCCUUGUAUCUAUUUGAUCGGAAAGUACUACCAUAUUUCUGUGAAGAUGGUCACCAGUGGAGAAAGGAGGAGGACGGUAAAGCUGUGAAAGAAAUACAUGAAAAAUUGAAGGCAGGAAGCAAUGAUGUUCUUCACUGUUACUAUGCCCAUGGGGAGGACAACGAGAACUUUCAGAGGCGAAGUUAUUGGAUGCUUGAAGAACCAAUGGAGCACAUCAUCCUUGUGCAUUAUAGAGAAGUAAAAGAGGGCUACAUAGUAGGCGCCUCCUGUCUGCAACCUGUACAUCCAGGGCUACUGCUUGAAAAUCCUCAAAGUAGUUCCGCGCCUUGCUUUGAGUCUGACCUAAUAGUUCAGGAAUCUCAUACAUCAACUCCAAGCUCAGUUGACUGGAAAGAAUAUGUGCUCUCCUCUGAACUUCAUAGUGGUCAUGCCAAAAGAAAUGAAGCGGACCCCUUGCUAGUACCUGCAGGACUUGUGGAGUCCUCGAGGGACAGCUUUCAGCUCAAUUCACGAUUUAGCUCAUUACUGUCUGGGGAGGUACUUGAGGAGAAUACCCAUAUAGCUCCACCUCAGAUUCAGAACAUUUCCAUCUCUCAGACUGUUGUUAGUCCUGAUACUGCAGUUCAAAUCAGUUCCUUAGAAGGUGGAGUCAACAGUGAUGAAGCUGGUAGCCUAAAGAAAUUUGAUAGCUAUGUAAGAUGGAUGGAUAGAGAGAAGAGUAGAGACUGUGACGAGUCAUUGAUGGCCACCAAGUCUGGCAACUAUUGGAAUACCCUUGAUACUGAUAAUGAGGGAAAGAGCUGUAAUUUGUCAAUCCAAAUGGAAUAUGAAAGAAAACGCACAGAUACUCAACUUCCAUUAGCUCCAUUCGGACAUUCAAGCUUUCAAUACCCUUUCCUGUCAAAGGACAUAAUCACUGAGAUCCUCAUAAGGCUGCCCGUGAAACUAAUUGUAAAAUUCAGAUGUGUUUCAAAAUCAUGGCGUGCAUUAAUUACUAGCCCUAAAUUUGUCAAGGACCACCUCAGAUUAGCCCUUAAAAACAAGGCCUACCACAAAGUAAUGUGGUGUCAUAGACCUCAGAUAAAAAUAGAGGAAUGUUAUCUCAGUUCUUUGUUUGACAAUUCUACCACCUUCAGCGAUGUCUCUGCAUUGCAUCCGCGCUUGGUAUCAGAUGGGUUGUACACGAGGGUCCCUGAUUCUAUAGUGGUGUUAGGUUCAGUUCAUGGCUUGAUCUGUCUUAUAGGCUCAGUUGAUGGCUGUAUUUUUCAAGGUUAUGACGACAUAGAUACAGAACGUUUAGUUGAUAUUGAGGAUUUUAAAGAAGAUCUAUUUCUAUGGAAUCCAUCAACUAGAAGGUACAAGAAAUUGCCAGAUCAUAAACCUGAUUAUUGGUUUGACACUCGAGUUUAUGGUUUAGGAUAUGAUAUGCUUCAUGACGAUUAUAAGUUCUUGGGAACAUUCCGUGGUUAUCAAAGAUUGCAUUGCUGCAAGGUCCAAUUGUAUAGUCUCAAGAGUGAUUCUUGGAAAUCUCUUGAUGAUUUACCAAGUGCAUUGAGUGGUGGGAAUCUACAAGGGGUUUCAGGUACGUUUGUUGAGGGGAGUCUACAUUGGCUGAGUUACACUACUGAUGGUCCUGAUAAGCGGUGGAACAUCAUUUCUUUUAAUUUGGCUGAUGAGAAAUGGGGGACACUGGAGAAGCCCUGCUAUGAAGAAGGAGAACUUGUGUUGUGGCUGGGGGUUAUAGGAAGUGAUCUAUCUCUUUUUGUUGAUUGUGAGGGAACUCACAUUGAUGUGUGGGUUAUGCAGAAAUAUGCAGUACAAGGAUCUUGGAAUAAAAAGUUUAUCAUCAAGUAUCCUGAUGGUGUUGGUCUAACUGGUUUUGGUCCUCUAUUCAUGCUGCCAUACUUUUUUUCGAUAACAGAUGAAAUUUUGAUGCUGUUUAAUUCAACUGCCAACAUAUAUAAUACACGUGAUGAAGUGUGGAGACCUAACCCAUAUGUUAUCAACUGGCUUGAUCACCCUACUGCAUUCAUAUAUGUUGAGAGCCUAGUAUCUCCCUUUUCUGCCAAAGGGACUGAGGCUACAAGGAAAAACCUGCUGGAUGUAGCUGCUGAUCCAACUUUACCUCACACGAUAUCUGUUAAAUGUCCUCAAAGUGACCAUAAGAAGUAGUUCUCUUUCAGGAACACAUGCCAUAUUUUAGGUUACGGACAGCCAAGGAGAUUUUAAGGUUGAUAGCAGAGUAAAAGUCCCGAACAUGCUCUGUACAGUGUUACAUAUCCUGUUUCAGCAAAGGAGUGAACUAAGUAGUUUGUUGGAAAGAAAAUUGAUGCAUUUUGCUAACAAUUUCUUUCAGGCCUGGUCUGAUUUGUCUAUUUGGUGGUUCCAAAUCCUAGCAAGCUAGUUACUGUCAGAUGACGACGUGAUUUUGUAGUUGAGAUUAAAAGUGCUUUAGUUUUUGUACUUUUAUCAUUAAAGAAAAGGCUGAGCAUGCAACUCGUUUUAGGAGCACUAAAAUGGAUUUUUUUAAUCGUGU
Molecule: messenger RNA, 2995 nt
Organism: Nicotiana tabacum (common tobacco)
Lineage: Eukaryota; Viridiplantae; Streptophyta; Magnoliopsida; Solanales; Solanaceae
Biological process (GO): regulation of transcription by RNA polymerase II
Cellular component (GO): nucleus
Molecular function (GO): transcription coregulator activity; protein binding; double-stranded DNA binding
Source: RefSeq, a predicted model, not a curated record